Messenger RNA from Plasmodium relictum, 3024 nucleotides. RefSeq names its product conserved Plasmodium protein, unknown function. Gene Ontology annotation, cellular component: preribosome, small subunit precursor; 90S preribosome; nucleolus. Gene Ontology annotation, biological process: ribosomal small subunit export from nucleus; endonucleolytic cleavage in ITS1 to separate SSU-rRNA from 5.8S rRNA and LSU-rRNA from tricistronic rRNA transcript (SSU-rRNA, 5.8S rRNA, LSU-rRNA); endonucleolytic cleavage to generate mature 5'-end of SSU-rRNA from (SSU-rRNA, 5.8S rRNA, LSU-rRNA). The transcript has a single exon. The coding region runs from base 1 to 3024 and encodes 1007 amino acids. The record is from RefSeq and is a predicted model, not a curated record. Gene Ontology annotation, molecular function: RNA binding. Lineage: Eukaryota; Apicomplexa; Aconoidasida; Haemosporida; Plasmodiidae.
AUGAAUGGAUUUAAGGCAAGAACAAAUAAUCAGAAUUUUAGGUAUUUUAAUAAUAAAAAGAUAAAAAAUAACUUUAUUGAUAAAAAAUAUAAUAAGAAUAUAUGUAAUGAUGUAAAUGAAAUUAGCGAAUACUUAAUUAAUAUUUCAUAUAUAUUAAAUGAAAAGUAUGAAAAAUAUUUUGUUUACGAAUUGAGAGAAGAAAAUUUAAAAAAAGGUAACAAGUUAUUUAACAAAAUAAAUUUAGAAGAUUCUUACGAUUUAGAGGAUGAUAUAAGUAUUUUAAUUAAAAUAAAAGAUGAAAUAAAGAAAAAUGAAAAUGAAUUAUUAAAUCAACGAAAAUGCUCAAAAAUAAUGGAAAAACUAAUUUUUUAUUGUUUUUUUUUGUUGAAAUAUAAUGAAAAAAAUGUAGUAAACAAAGAUAUAAGUAUUCAAUGUUUAGAAAUUUAUAAUCACUUUUUUAAAAUUACACUUAAUAAUUUUAUAAAUUUAGCUACAUCGGAUUAUGCAUCACAUUUUUUACAAACUAUUAUAUGUGUAUUUACCUUUUUUAAUAAAUAUGAAGAAAAGUAUUUAGAAGAAAUAAAUAAAAAUAAUAGCAAAUAUAAUAAAAUUUCAACAUAUUUUACUGAAGUUUGUAAUAUUAUAGUUGAAAAUAUAUUUACUUUAAUUUUUGAUAAGUGUGCAACACAUGUUUUAAGAUCUUUUCUAUAUUCAUUAGGAGGGUAUUUAAAUAUUAAUAUAUCUAAUAUAAGUUUUAGAAAAUCUAAAGCAAGAAAAGGUAAUUCAAAAAAUGAAUUGAAAUAUAUUGACAAAAGUUAUGAUAAUUCUACUUUUUAUGAUUAUAUUUAUAAAAUAACUGAAAAAAUAACAGAAGAAAUUGUAAAUCCUAAAGUAUCUCUUAAUUUUAAAAACCUUUUAUAUCAAUAUAUUUUUUAUGAUAAUCAAAAAGAAAAAGAACAUAACGACGAGAAAUAUAAAAUGGAAAGUAGUAAUCAAUAUUUCAUAUGCCCUUUAUUAUAUAAUACAUAUUCCGUUCCAACAUUAGCAACUUUAUUUGAAAUUUUGAAAGAUAAAAAUGUUGAAUGUGAUAAAUUGAUAUAUGAAUUUUUCCUUAUAGAAAAAACAAAGAAAUAUUAUGCUGAUAAAACACGUAAAAAUGCUAAAUGCUAUGAUGAAUCUCCAUUAAAACAGUUAUUAGAUAUCCUAAUUAAAUUAGAUAAUUCUAGCAUUAUGAUUGAAAAGCUUUUAAAAGUAAAUAAUGAACACAUCUUUUAUGUUUACAACGUUUAUAUUAUUAAAAAUAUAAACGAUUUAAUAUGUAACAACGCUUAUUCAAAUAUGGUCCUAUACAAUUAUUUGAACUUUGAAUAUAUUACAGAAGAAAUGUUCGAUUUGCUAAUAAAAAAUAUAGAAAUAGAGAAUAUUAUAAAAAAUAAAAAAUAUAACAUUUUAAAAUGCUUAUUUGAUUUAUCUCAAUGUUACAAAACUAAUUGUAAAUUUUUAUUUAAUUCAUUAAUUAAAUAUCUCAACUUAGAUAACAAUAACAACAACAAAUUUAUGUGGUUAUCCAUAUUAUGUAUGUGCAAUUGUAAUGAUUUUCAUCCUUUAGUUCUUGACAUUUUUAAUAAUAAAGAAAGUAAAAUAUUUAAUGGAGAAAAUACAAAGGAAAAUUAUUUUGACAACAAUAAAAUUGAUUUAAAUUUCAAUAGUAGUGAUAAAUUUUUUAAUUUAAAUAAUUAUAAUUUUUAUAACUAUAUUAAAAUUGAUAUAAAUGGAUAUUAUAUAUUAUCAUAUAUUCUUUCUUUUCCUAAAGAAUCAAUUAUUCCAUUAAUAAAUUCUUUUAAACAUUUUUGUAAUUUUUUAAGAAUUGUUAACCAGAAUAAACCUAAUGAAACUGACAUUGAUAAUUAUAAUAAAUUUUGCGAAAUAUUUCUUUAUAAAAAUGAAUCUAAUACUAAUAAUGAUAAUAUAAAUAGUUAUAAAAAUGUAGAAUUUAAUAAUGAAGUUAACAUAAAUGAUGAAAAAUUAAACAACUAUACUAAUCAAAAUAAUUAUAAUAACAUAAAUAAUAAUAACUUCAAUAAUCAAAAUGACUUGAAUAAUCAAAGAAAAAUAAAACCGUUUGUUAGAAAAAAUGCAGAGAUACGAGGUAAUAUUUUAUUAUACUUUUCAUGUGAUAAAAAUUUAUCAAUACUUUGUGAAAAAAUAGCGCACACUUUUAAUUUAAUAAACGAAAAAUAUCUAAGAAACUUUAUUUUAUUAUUUAAAAAUGAAUAUAAGAAUAUUGCUAGCAAUUACAUUGGAGCUCAUUCAAUAGUUACAUUCUUUAAAUUAGGAUCAAAUGAUAUUAAAAAAAAGAUAUUAGAUGAAUUAAUAGAAAAUGACAUAAAUAUAUAUAAUAAUUACAUAAAAAAUUUUAUGAAGCUAAAAGAAUAUAAAAAAACUAAAACUAUUAAUACAAAUAACAAAAAAUAUCUGAAAGCAAAAAAACUUUUUGAAGACAUAUUAAUUUCAAAAGAAAAAAAAGGAAUAGAAAAUAAUCAUAAUGAGGAAAGAGAAAACGAAACAGAUAAUAAUGAAAACAAGGAUAUUAAUCUUGAAAAUAUAGCCGAAAAUAAAACUUAUAAAACUAAAAAUAACUCAGAAAAAAAUACUGAUAAUAAUAUAAACGCAGAUGCCACUGAAGUUUCAAAAUUUCCCGAACUUUUAGAUAAAAAAAAGAAAAAGAAUAAGGAAAAAAAGAAAAAAAAAAAGAGAGAAGAGAAUAAUAAAAAUGAAAAUAAUAAAAAAUAUGACAUAAUUGAACACACAAAUAUAAAUAAAGAAAAUAAUGAUAAUUUAGAUAAUAAUUGUAUUAUUUUAAAAAGUGAAAAAAACAAAAGCGAAAAGAUUAAAAACAUAGAAGACAAAGAAUUUAUGAAUGUAAUAUCUGAUUUUAUUCAAAAUUCUAAAAAGAAAACACGAAAAAGGAAAAAAGAAAAAGAAAAAAUAGAAGAAGUAUUAAAAAAAAAAUGUAGCGCAUAA